UGGACAGAACUGAGGGGGCAGUAGAGAGCCACCAGUCCGGAGAUGUGACCUGAAUUGAAACAGUAGAAGAAGAAGCUCCACACUGUCUCCACGUGAAGAAGCAGCAUGUCUCCACCGGGAGGAAAGAUAAACAGACCGAAAACUGAACUCGGUAGGAAUCUGUUCAAGCGGCGGCGAGUUCUGAGCAGAGAGAAGAGGAAGAGACAUCAGAUCGUCGGCGCCGUGGUCGAUCAGGGUCUCAUCACCAUCCAUCACCUGAAGAAGAGAAAUUCGAGUCCACGAGCGAACAUCACACUGUCUGGGAAGAAGAAACGAAAGCUGAUCAAACAGCUGCAGCACAUGAAGCAGGAGAAGGCCUCUAUGGAAGUUGAAGCACCAACGAAGAAGCAGGACUCAUCAUCUGCUCCAACCACGAAGAAGAAGAAGAAUAAAAAUAAAAAGAGAGCAGCUGGAUCUCAGGAUGACGUAGAGAUGGCCGACACUGAAUGAAGAGACCAAGAGAAUCAUCUGUUGAUGCAGAGCAGCGUCACACCUUUCACCUUAACCAAUGGGAACGGGACGCUCACCUGAACCAAUGGGAAUGGGACAUUCACCUUCGAACUGAACUCUGAAAUACCAUCGAGUGGUUCGUCUGAACAAACGUCCAGUUUGAGACGAUGAGAAGAUGCUGAAAGAUUCAAAGAUACACAAGGAUAAGGAAGACCAUUAACGCCAGGAAAACUUUGAGAUGAUAAACCUAAAGAUACUCAUGUGAAAUUAUUAAUUUAUCACAUCAGAAUUCAGUAAAAGAAAUUAUUAGAUUUCCUAAAUCAAACUUACGAGACAGUAAGUCAAAUUCAAAAAGUUAUGAGAUAUCAUUUUUGACUCAGUAUAUCUAAUAAUUAAAGUAAAAUAAUUUCAACUUAGUCAAAAAUGUGUCUUACUGUCUCAAAAUUUUGACUUGCUAUUUAACAAUUGUUAUUGUUAAAUUUAUCUGUUAAUUUGGACCGACCAAAGGUAUUUUUAGUUUUGUCAUUCCUUAAAUUUAUUCUGGUUUUAUUGUUUUUAAUUUCUUGUCAGAAACGGACUUCCAUAGAACCAUGUUCACCGUCAGAAUAAAUACUUUAUCUUAAAGUUGUCACUAUAUUAAGUUAGUUAAAGUCAUUGUUUAUGUCACAGAUCCUUCAAACUUGUAAAAAUAAUAUUUCAGUUUAAUAAUUCAAUAAAACUGUUCAUUACUGGUAACAUUUAA
Sebastes umbrosus (honeycomb rockfish) is the source of this 1231-nucleotide messenger RNA. It is a transcript of the gene c23h11orf98, whose product is annotated as chromosome 23 C11orf98 homolog. Bases 106 to 489 code for a protein of 127 amino acids. NCBI's taxonomy places the organism in Eukaryota, Metazoa, Chordata, Actinopteri, Perciformes, Sebastidae. The transcript has 4 exons. The record is from RefSeq and is a predicted model, not a curated record.